Molecule: messenger RNA, 1224 nt
Organism: Populus euphratica (Euphrates poplar)
Lineage: Eukaryota; Viridiplantae; Streptophyta; Magnoliopsida; Malpighiales; Salicaceae
Product: vestitone reductase-like
Exons: 5
Coding region: 65-982 (305 amino acids)
Molecular function (GO): oxidoreductase activity, acting on the CH-OH group of donors, NAD or NADP as acceptor
Source: RefSeq, a predicted model, not a curated record
GAAGAUUCACCACUACCACCACAAUAUCAUUUGAACUCAUCUUAAUUUAGAGAGAGAGAGAGAGAUGGAAGGAGAGAGAGGCAGAGUAUGCGUUACAGGGGGGACUGGGUUCGUAGCCUCGUGGCUGAUCAUGAAGCUCCUGGAGCAAGGCUACUCUGUUAACACGACUGUUAGACCUCACCCAGAACACAAGAGGGACGUUAGCUUCCUGACGAGUCUACCAGGAGGAUCAGAGAGGCUAGAAAUCUUCUAUGCAGAUUUAAGUGAACCCAGCGGCUUUGACGUGGCUAUUAAAGGAUGUAUUGGGGUCUUUCAUGUAGCUUCCCCAACUCUAGAUUUUGGAAAUGGAGAACCUGAGGAAGUAGGUAUCCAACGAGCAACUGAUGGAACAAUAGGAAUCUUGAAGGCUUGCUUGAACUCAAAGACAGUGAAGCGAGUUGUGUUGACUUCUAGUGCAUCAGCGGUAGUUUAUAAUGGCAGUGGUGUGGAGAUGAUGGACGAAGCUUACUGGAGCGAUGUUCAUUAUAUCAAAGCCUCAAACUUGCUCCUAGGCCCUUACUUUGUUUCCAAAACUUUAACGGAGAAAAGAGCUUUUGAAUUCGCACAAGAACAUGGAUUGGACCUUGUAACUUUAACCCCAACCUACAUUCAUGGCCCCUUCAUCUGUCCACACAUGCCUUUUUCAGUUCGCAUUUCCUUGGCAAUGUUGCUGGGUGAUCGGGAACAGUACGGGUCACUCAUUAACGCACCCAUGGUACACAUUGAUGAUGUGGCUAGGGCACAUAUUUUCCUUCUUGAAUAUCCUGAAGCAAAAGGGAGGUAUAUUUGUUCUAAAGACGCUAUAACACUUGAAGAGAUGUCUGAAUUUCUUUCUGCCAAGUAUCCUGAGUACUCAAUACCAACAUUAGAAUAUCUGAAGGAGGUUAAAAGGCCAUUAGACCCAACUACUGGAUACUGGUUUCGAAUACAAGUAUGGGAUUAACGACAUGUUUGAUGGAGCAAUUCAAUGCCGCAAGGAAAAAGGUUCUCUCUAGUUCAUACUAGGCUUCUAUGAAAAAACUACAAGUUCUCCGGUGUGUUCUAGUUCAACAAGAGUUGGAUUCGUAUUUAUAGAAAUAUUACUGACGUGUAUUCUUCGGCCUCCGUGAAACCACCAAUACAAUUUUCAGUGUCAAACAGUGGAAACCAGAUACUGAAAAGGAAUAAAAUGAAGAUUUUGUGGAA